Molecule: messenger RNA, 1821 nt
Organism: Aspergillus nomiae NRRL 13137
Lineage: Eukaryota; Fungi; Ascomycota; Eurotiomycetes; Eurotiales; Aspergillaceae
Product: GMC family oxidoreductase
Exons: 1
Coding region: 1-1821 (606 amino acids)
Molecular function (GO): oxidoreductase activity, acting on CH-OH group of donors; flavin adenine dinucleotide binding
Source: RefSeq, a predicted model, not a curated record
AUGAAGUCUGUCAUCCUCGCCUCCACCAUCGCCUCCGUAGCCGUGGCCCAGGCCUACACUGCCGCCGAGCAGGCUAAUGUCCAGGCCAACCUGAUCUUCGACCCUAAGACGGUUGCUGGAAAGACCGUUGACUAUAUUAUCGCUGGAGGUGGUCUAACUGGUCUUACUGUUGCGGCCAAGCUGACUGAGAACCCUAACAUCAACGUUCUCGUUAUUGAGAAGGGAUUCUACGAGUCAAAUGAUGGGCCAGUCAUCGAGAACCCCAACGACUACGGCCUAAUCUUCGGCAGCUCCGUUGACCAUAACUACCUCACUGUUUCCCAGGACAUCAACAACCGCACCUUAGAUAUUAAGGCUGGUAAGGGCCUCGGUGGUUCUACCUUGGUCAACGGUGACUCCUGGACCCGUCCGGACAAGGUCCAGAUUGAUUCCUGGGAGACCGUCUUUGGUAAUCCUGGUUGGAACUGGGACAAUCUAAAUGACUACAUGAAGAAGGCCGAGCUCGCCCGCUACCCUACUCAAGCUGAGAUUGCCGCCGGUCACUACUUCAACGCUUCCUGCCACGGCUUCAACGGAACCGUCCACAGCGGGCCCCGUAAUGACGGCCGGCCCUAUUCUGUCCUCAUGAAGGCCCUCAUGAAUACCACCGCAGCUAUGGGCGUUCCUACGCAGAAGGAUUUCCUCUGUGGUCACCCACGCGGUGUCUCCAUGAUCUACAACAACUUAUUGCCCGACCAGACCCGUGCCGAUGCUGCCCGCGAGUGGCUUCUUCCUAAUUAUCAGCGCCCUAACUUGCACGUCCUUACCGGCCAGAUCGUCGGAAAGGUUCUUUUCAACCAGACCUCAGCUGGUCCAAAGGCCGUUGGUGUUAACUUCGGUACAAACAAGGCCGUUAACUUCAACGUCUAUGCUAAGUAUGAGGUCCUCUUAGCCGCUGGCUCUCUUGUCUCCCCGCUGAUCCUCGAACACUCUGGUAUUGGUAUAAAGUCCGUCCUUGACCAGUUCAACAUUACCCAGCUUAUUGAGCUCCCCGUUGGUCUCAAUAUGCAAGACCAGACCACUACAACCGUCCGCGCCCGCGCUAAGUCCGUAGCUGCCGGUCAAGGUCAGGCUGUGUACUUUGCCAACUUCACUGAGGUCUUCGGCGACUAUACCCCUAUGGCUGUUGGGUUGCUGAACAACAACCUCGACCAGUGGGCCAACGAGACCGUUGCCCGUGGUGGUUUCCAUAAUGCCACUGCUCUGAAGAUUCAGUACGAGAACUACCGUAACUGGCUUCUCAAUGAGGACGUUGCCUACGCCGAGCUCUUUAUGGACACCAAUGGCAAGAUCAAUUUCGACUUAUGGGAUCUCAUCCCGUUCACCCGCGGCUCCACCCACAUUACCUACGCCGAUCCCUACCUCCAGUCAUUCAGCAACAACCCCCGGUUCUUGCUGAACGAGCUUGACCUUCUUGGUCAGGCCGCUGCCUCAAUGCUUGCACGUAAGCUCCAGAAUAGCGGCGAGAUGUCGAACUAUUUUGAUGGAGAGGACAUCCCCGGUGCUGACCUCUUGUCCUACAACGCUACCCUCGACGACUGGGUUGGCUAUGUCAAGCAGAACUUCCGUGCCAACUGGCAUGCUGUCUCCACGUGUUCCAUGAUGUCUAAAGAGCUUGGCGGUGUUGUUGAUCCUACCGCAAAGGUCUAUGGCACCCUGGGCCUUCGUGUUAUCGAUGGGUCUGUUUCGCCCACCCAGGUGUCUUCCCAUGUCAUGACUAUCUUCUACGGUAUGGCCUUGAAGAUUGCAGAUGCAAUCCUGGCGGACUACAACAAGUCCUAA